This is a messenger RNA of Girardinichthys multiradiatus, 5353 nucleotides long. RefSeq names its product terminal uridylyl transferase 4 (gene tut4). Lineage: Eukaryota; Metazoa; Chordata; Actinopteri; Cyprinodontiformes; Goodeidae. The transcript is spliced from 30 exons. Gene Ontology annotation, molecular function: zinc ion binding; RNA uridylyltransferase activity; nucleic acid binding. The record is from RefSeq and is a predicted model, not a curated record. The coding region runs from base 431 to 4918 and encodes 1495 amino acids.
UAAAACUCUAAACAGUUUAUGUGCAGGGUGUGUGGGGUCUGCAGCGAUUUUAGCAGAAUGCAGCAGAUGAGAAGCAGACUGUAAAAAAAAAUACUUUACUUAAUCGGUUGUCAAUGCGACAACGAAACGUCCUGUGGCACACGGCUCCUUUUCGUACCUGAAGAAGUCGGCUCCCUAACCGAGUCGGCACGAAAAGCCAGCUCGGUCGCCAUCAGCACAACGCUAACUCCCACAGUGCAACGGGGUAAUGUAUUAACAUGGCGUCAGUGGUCGCUGUUUGGAUCAGGGCCGUGGGACUGGAACACCAUCAUGUAAAACAGAACUAUGGAUCCAACUAAACAAUAAUCCCAGAUCAGCUUUAGAGCUCAGACCUUUAGGUGGCCUGCCUGGUGUUGGGGACGGGUGGGUCAACAGCCGCAGGACCCGAGGGAUGGACGACUCUGUAAGUUCAGUGAAAGCGGUCAAACCGUCUCAGUCCAGAGGAGCGAAGGCUUCGUGCAGCCAGAAGCCAAACAAAGAGGGCUUCAAGUCUACGCCGCGCAGCAAAGAAAACCUCACCGCUGCCAAAGAUGAGCGGAACGCAGGCAGCCUGGUGGGCCGCGGGCCAGGCAGCACUUUUCCAGACAACUCCCAGGACAAGAAGAGAGGACGGCCCUCCAGGCUGACUGGAAGAACAAGUUCAGGGGAGAGGGGCAAAGGGAAGGUGGGGAACUCUCAACCUCAGCAUCCUGAGUCCAAAACGCCUCAUCCUGCAGGCGGCAGCAGCUCGUCAGCAAACAGAGAGACAAACACUCCUGUUUUACCUGCUACACCUGAAAGGGCCCUCACAGAGCAAGCUGAAAUCUCCCCAGGGGCCCCAGCAAGAGAAAAGUCCCAUGCGGUGAAAGCUGCAGCUCUGAUGCAUCCAUCUGCUGAAGAGGGGGAGGAGGUGAGGCUGGCUGAGGAGGAAGGACUUACAGAGCAGCAGCUGGGCCUGCGACAGGUCGAGGAGCGCCUCCUCAGAGACCACAUCCACCGGCUGGUCAAACCGUCCCCUGAGUACCCAAACUAUCAAUACUUAUGCAAAGUCUGCUCUGUGCACAUUGAGAACGUCCAUGGGGCUUACAAACACAUCAAGGAGAAGCGGCACAAGAAGAACAUGAUGGAGAAGCAGGAGGAGACGGAGCUUCGGGCCCUGCCGGCACCCUCUGCUGUCCAGCUGAAGGCGGUGGAUUCAGCCGUCCUGGAAACUGCCAGCCAGCAGGGGAUCUCUGAGGAGGACUUUGAAGAACGGAAGGCUGUUGUGAUGAGGAUGGAGGAGAUCAUAAAGAAGCACCUGUCAGCUUGUUCUCUCCGUCUCUACGGUUCGUGUCUCACACGGUUCGCUUUCAAGACGAGCGAUAUCAACAUUGAUGUCACCUAUCCCUCCACAAUGACGCAACCCGAAGUCCUUAUCCAGGUGCUGGAAAUCCUCAAAAACCAACCUGAAUAUUCAGAAGUUGAGUCGGACUUUCAUGCCAAAGUUCCUGCUGUGUUUUGCCGGGAUCGAAGCAGUGGCCUGAUUUGUAAAGUGAGUGCAGGAAAUGAUGUCGCAUGUCUCACCACCAAUCAUUUGGCUGCCCUGGCUAAACUGGAGCCCAGACUGGUUCCUCUGGUCCUGGCCUUCCGCUACUGGGCUAGGCUGUGUCACAUUGACUGCCAGGCCGAAGGCGGCAUCCCAUCAUACUCCUUUGCCCUCAUGGUCAUCUUCUUCCUGCAGCAGAGGAAGGAGCCCGUCCUCCCCGUCUACCUGGGAUCCUGGGUCGAAGGCUUCGACGUGAAGCGAGUAGACGAGUAUCAUCUCACUGGAAUUUUUCUGGACAUGUUUGUCAAGUGGGAGCACCGACCCCCGAGCUCCACGGAGGGCCGAGGGGAGAACCGGAACGAGGCCAAAGCAGAAGGAGGAUCAAAACCAGAGCAGAAAAAAUCUGAUGAUGCUCACCAUGCAGAGGGCCUGAGCCGUUUAACCCUGGAUGUUGGAAAAGGACUGUCGCUGGGCCAGUUAUGGUUGGAGCUUUUACGUUUCUACACUCUGGAGUUUGCUCUGGAGGAGUACAUCAUCAGCAUCCGCCUGAAGGAGCUCCUCUCCAGGGACGCGAAGAACUGGCCCCGUCGCAGGCUCGCUAUUGAAGAUCCAUUUGCCUCGAAGAGAAAUGUUGCACGAAGCUUGAACAGCCAGAUGGUAUUCGAGUACAUCCAGGAGCGCUUCCGGACCACCUACAAAUACUUCGCUUGUCCUCAGAAGAGAGGUGCAGGCGGGGGACAUCAGAGGAAGAAGACGACAGGGGGACAAGGUGUGAAACUGGACGAGGCUGAGGGGAACAGAGACGGGGACAACAAGACAGGUGAAACAAGUCAGAGGGGGGUUCUGGUGUCAAAGGAGGACGGCGAAUUUGACAGCGAUGAUGAUGAUGGUUCAGAUCUGUCUGGGAGAUCCGGUGAGAAGAGCUUAGAUGCUGGAAUAAUGGAUAUAGUCCUGAAUGAUGGAGGCAAGCCUUCAUCUUCCCCCAACGGGCUGCUGGACAGUGAGGAGGAAGAGCAGGAAGAAGAGGACAGGAAUAGGCCUGCUGCAUCGGAUGACCUGCACUAUGUGUUCGAUAAGAUGAUUUUCACUGGUGGGAAGCCUCCGACUGUCGUGUGCAGCAUCUGCAAGCGGGACGGCCACCUGAAAGACGAGUGUCCUGAAGACUUUAAGAAAAUCGAGCUGAAACCUCUGCCUCCCAUGAACGACCGCUUCAGGAACAUUCUGGACGGGCUCUGCAGAUUCUGCUAUUAUGAACUCUCACCUUCACAUAUUGAGCAGCAGAAGAGGGAGCAGAUUCUGGCUGGUCUGGAGAGGUUCAUAAGGAAGGAGUACAAUGAUAAAGCCCAGCUCUGCUUAUUUGGCUCUUCCAAGAAUGGUUUUGGUUUCCGCGACAGUGACCUCGACAUCUGCAUGACUCUGGAGGGUCAUGAGACCGCGGAGAAGCUGAACUGUAAGGAGAUCAUCGAAGGUCUCGCAAAGGUGCUAAAGAAGCAUGCAGGUCUGAGGAACAUCCUGCCUAUCACCACAGCUAAAGUGCCUAUUGUGAAAUUUGAACACAGACAAAGCGGUCUGGAAGCAGAUAUCAGCCUUUAUAACACAUUGGCUCAACACAACACCAGAAUGCUGGCGACGUAUGCAGCUUUGGAUCCUCGGGUCCAGUUCCUGGGAUACACAAUGAAGGUCUUCGCAAAGCGCUGCGACAUUGGAGAUGCCUCCAGAGGAAGCCUGUCGUCCUACGCCUACAUCCUGAUGGUGCUUUACUUCCUGCAGCAGAGACAGCCGCCAGUUAUUCCCGUCCUGCAGGAGAUUUUUGAUGGUAAGACAGUCCCUCAGCGGAUGGUAGACGGCUGGAACGCGUUCUUUUUUGAUGACAUCGACAAGCUGCGUCAGCGCCUCUCCGACCACCAGCCCAACACAGAGUCGAUAGGGGAGUUGUGGCUCGGGCUGCUUCGGUUUUACACGGAAGAAUUUGACUUCAAGGAGCACGUCAUCAGCAUCCGUCAGCAGAAACGUCUCACCACGUUCGAGAAGCAGUGGACUAGUAAAUGCAUCGCUAUCGAAGAUCCCUUUGAUUUGAAUCAUAAUCUUGGUGCUGGAGUAUCCCGUAAAAUGACCAACUUCAUCAUGAAGGCCUUCAUUAACGGACGCAAGCUGUUUGGAACGCCCUUUUUUCCCAUCCCCGGUACUGAAGUGGAAUACUUUUUUGACUCGAAGGUGUUGACAGACGGCGAGCUGGCGCCCAACGACCGGUGCUGCAGGAUCUGUGGGAAGAUCGGGCAUUACAUGAAGGACUGUCCAAAGAGACGCAGGGUCAAGAAGAAGGAAAACGAGAAGGAUGAGGACACCAAAGAGGAAGAUCGGGAACCAAAGGACAGACGUUGUUUCCAGUGUGGGGACAUGGGUCACGUACGAAGAGACUGUCCUGAGAACCGCCACCUCAAACAGAGGAACGCCGGGGCCCCGAUUCCUCACAUGGUGCGAAGUAUGGCGAACUCCCAAUCCAUCCCGAUCCCUCAGGCUGCUGCCGACUCUCCUGGAAGGACCAGACAACCUUCUGAAUGUUCGGACAGUCGACAGACUCCGCCCUACUCCCCACAGCCCACCGCUGUCCCACAGUGCUCCCCCCUCUCCUCCGGCUCCCCUCAGACCGCCCACGGUAAAACCGGUUGUGUUGGUCCGCAGAAGCCGCUCGCCCACACCCAAGUCCCGCUGCCUCUCUUCAGCUUUCCCACCUCCCAUCCGGGCCAGUUUCAUCCCGCGACGCUCACUGCACUGGGGCUUCUUCCCUCCCACCAAUCUAAGGGGCAGCCUCACCACCCUGUCCACAUCCCCUCCACCGCCUGGCCCAUCCAUGGCCCUGUCCUCACUUCGCCCUCCGCCGCCGUCCCCUCCCCGCCCGGGCUGAAGUUCGCCCUGCGCUCUGUGUCGGGGAACAGGAGCCCCACAGGAACGGGGGGCAGCUCCAGCUCCAUGAACCUGAACGACCCAAGCAUCAUCUUCGCCCAGCCGGCGGGGAGACAAAUAGGCGUGGGGGGGCCGGGACGGGACGGGCUCUGGCACAACCACAUGGCCCAGCCUGGGUCACUGAUGGGCAACGGCACGGUGGUGAAGUCAGAACCUGGCCACCAAGUCCAGUUUGAAGGUGGGAGCCAAAGCUCGCGAUUAUGGGAGCACAACAAACCCCCCCAGUACACCCUCUCUCCAUCGUGGCCCUACAGGAUGCCCCAGAACUUCAUCCAGCAGGGCAAUGGAGACUUCCAAGCUGGAAAAACCUUCAUGGGCCCAGGUUCUGUGGUGCAUCCAAAUCCGAACUUCCCACUGGUUCCUCAUGUUCGGCAUCCAGUCAACCUGAAUUUUAUCCAGCAGAAGAAAUAAUCCCAUUUUAAUUUGAUCUCUGGCCAAUAAUAGAACAUAUUCAUGUACUCUUUGAAUCAAUUGAUCAUAUGGACAAUUUUAAGAAGAUGACAAAAUGAAUUUUAUCAUUUUUGUACAGUUUAUACGUUUUAAUUUUUGGGUCUCAUUGCAUUGAUUUGUGAUACAAAUGUCAAAUAUUUUAAUACCCCCAUUUUUGAGGGGGUCCAAAAAAAAGUGUUUUUAUUUUAUGUGUAAAGUAAGGAGGAAAAAUUGUAAACCUUUAUUUUUAUUAGCUGUAUUCAUACUUCGCUUGCUGAAAGAUGAAGGCUUUGAGUAGAUGUUUGUUUCUAAAACACCCUAACGUGUCAGUAUGUAGUUCCAAAAGCAAGAAAAAAGGGGAAAAAAAGGAAAACAUGAAGAAAAAACUCCAAAAAAAUAAAGAAAAAAGCAAACAGA